CAUUAUUUUUUCCUAUGCAAAAAAAAAGACGUUCAAAAUAAGUACAUAAGAUCAUUUUAUAGAAAAAAUGAACAUGGAAUUGUUUCUCAAAUUAAUUUCACUGUUUUUAUCGAUGCAAUUUUUGGGAUCCGAAUGUCAGACCAAUGCGAAAUGGUUGCAACCGGCCGGAAUCGAAACUGAUUUCCAAUUGCAUCAUACAAUAACUAAAGAAAAGGUUCCUCUUAUUGUUAAAAACAAGACUUUCAUUACUUGGUAUAUUUGUGGUCCGACCGUAUACGAUUCUGCUCACAUUGGACAUGCCAGCACUUAUAUGAGAUUCGACAUCAUUAGAAGAAUAUUACAAAAGUACUCAGAUAAAUCAAUCGUUCAAGCGAUGUCUAUUACGAAUAUAGACGAUAAGAUCAUCGCAAAGUCGGCUGAAACCGGAUUGCAGUGGGAAGUACUGACGAAAACUUACGAAAGAGAAUUCUUCUCUGAUUUAGCGUCUUUGAAUAUCGCUAAGCCGACAAUUGUUGCCAGAGCCACGGACCAUAUUCCUCAAAUGAUCAGCUUCAUCGAACGUCUGAUACAGAAGAAUUUGGCUUAUCGAUCUGCAGAUGGUUCGGUGUACUUUGAUUUGCAGAAUUAUGCAAAAGGUGGUAAAUUUAGAACAGUAGAUGUUUCUCAGCCGGGAAAUGAGUUCAAAAAAUGUGCAGCCGAUUUCGCUUUGUGGAAAGCAGCUAAACCUUCUGAACCAUUUUGGAAAUCACCUUGGGGCCCAGGACGACCCGGAUGGCAUAUUGAAUGCUCAGCUAUUGCCAGCAAAUAUUUCGGUGAUUCGAUUGAUAUCCAUAGUGGAGGAUAUGACUUAAUUUUUCCACAUCAUGAGAACGAAGAAACGCAGUGCUGUGCUUAUCACGAAGUCAAUCAAUGGGUAAACUACUGGAUACAUUCCGGACAAUUGUUUUUAGCGAAAGAUAGUCAGAAGAUGUCCAAAUCGCUGAAAAAUACCAUUAGUAUACGAGACUUUUUAAAUUCUUACUCUCGUGAUCAUUUUCGUAUGCUGUGUUUUAUGAGCAAUUAUAGAUCAAAUAUUGAAUUUUCUGACGAACUUAUGGAUAUGAGUGUGAACUAUUACACAAAAUUCGUAAAUUUCUUCGACGGUUGUUUGGCUUAUAUUAACGGAUAUUCUACGAAAGGUGACAUUGAUGGACCAAAAUUACUGCAAAUUUUAAAUGAAACUAAGAUCAACGUGAUGAAAGCUGUUCGAGACGAUUUCAAUACCGAAGCUUGUUUAACGCAUCUUUUUCAUUUAAUUCACGAGACUAACAAAAUGCUAUUUCCUGAUUCGGGAAAUAGAAACCCAGUCGCAGUAGCUCUAGUCUAUCAAUAUAUUUAUGAUACUCUGAAUGAAUUUGGAUUCAGUUUCGGUGAUUCAGCUGCGGAUGCUGAUUCUAAAUUAAAUGCUAGAUUAGAAGCUGUGAUCGAUACAACCGUAACAUUUCGUGAUAAAGUUAGAACAGCUGCAUUACAGUCGAAUGGUGAUAACAAAAAUGAUUUAUUACAAUUGUGCGAUCAAGCUCGACGAGAACUUCAGUGCCAAGGAAUUAAUAUCAAGGAUAACAAAAACCAAAAAUCAACUUGGACUUAUUCUGAACCGAAAGAAAAAUGAUUCAAGCUCCUGUAACAUUCAUCACGAACGAAUUAUUACCCUCUUGACCGAAGAAAGCAUUCUUGACAUGGAAAUUGAUGAUGGAAUCGGAUGCUCAGGAUGGUUUCACGAGGAAAAAAUACGUCAUUUUGUACGAUCAGUUCAAUUAUCAGAGAAACCUAUUCAUAUUCGGCGUACUUCGAAGGCUCUAACUUUGACCAAGCAAGAAUUUUACUGAAGGAAUUGAAGAAUUGAUCGUUUGUUUGAAAAUAAUAAUUAAAUUUUUAAAAUUCUCGAAAAAAUUAUGUUUUUGAAAUUAUACAUCAAAGUUUUGUGAUAAUAUUGUAAGAAUUGUUUUAAAAAGUUUUAAAAAAAAAUUGAAGUACAAUUUCUAAAAAAUUA
Messenger RNA from Planococcus citri (citrus mealybug), 2032 nucleotides. It is a transcript of the gene CysRS-m, whose product is annotated as cysteine--tRNA ligase-like protein, mitochondrial. Gene Ontology annotation, cellular component: cytoplasm. The transcript is spliced from 12 exons. NCBI's taxonomy places the organism in Eukaryota, Metazoa, Arthropoda, Insecta, Hemiptera, Pseudococcidae. The coding region runs from base 68 to 1651 and encodes 527 amino acids. Gene Ontology annotation, biological process: cysteinyl-tRNA aminoacylation. Gene Ontology annotation, molecular function: ATP binding; cysteine-tRNA ligase activity. The record is from RefSeq and is a predicted model, not a curated record.